Megalopta genalis is the source of this 2403-nucleotide messenger RNA. Its product is annotated as LMBR1 domain-containing protein 2 homolog. NCBI's taxonomy places the organism in Eukaryota, Metazoa, Arthropoda, Insecta, Hymenoptera, Halictidae. Gene Ontology annotation, cellular component: membrane. The record is from RefSeq and is a predicted model, not a curated record.
ACAAUGAAUAGAUUUAUGUCUGAGAAUUGAGGACAGGACAUGUGAGAAGUUUGUGAUAAAGCAAAAUUAAAAGAAGAAAUACAAAAUGAUUCUUGGAGCAUUUCUGAUAGAAAUCGUGGUAGCAUUUUGCCUUGCCGCAACUUUGUUAUACAAAUAUGGAAAUAUUUUUCGACACCACAUCUUUGUUACAAUCUCUGUGCUCGUAGCAUGGUACUUUUCGCUGCUGAUAAUAUUCAUAUUGCCUUUAGAUGUUUCAUACACUGUUUUUAGACAGUGCAUUGAACAGAACACCACUAAAGCAACUAGCGAUAGCACAACAUCGCUACCAUUUCAUGCCUGCAAAGAACCCUGGCCUAUUGUUCCAAAAAAUGUAUUUCCAAAUUUAUGGAGAAUUGUAUAUUGGACAUCGCAGUGCUUAACAUGGUUGAUAUUGCCACUUAUGCAAUCGUACAUAAAGGCAGGGGAUUUCACUGUUCAAGGGAAACUGAAAUCUGCUUUGAUAGAUAAUGCUAUAUAUUAUGGGAGCUAUUUAUUCAUAUGUGGCAUUCUCCUAAUAUAUAUAGCAUUGAAACCUGGUCUAGAUCUCGAUGGACAAAAGCUGAAGGCCAUAGCUUCAUCCGCAUCUAACACAUGGGGCUUGUUUUUGUUGGUACUGCUUCUUGGAUACGCACUUGUAGAAGUUCCUCGUGGAUUAUGGAAUGCUAGCAAACCGGGUUACACAUUAAAUUACAGCUACUUUAAGGUUGCUAAACUAAGUUUAGACAAAUGUGAGGCAGAAGAGACGGUGGAUGAUAUACUAGAGUCUCUACAAGCUGCUACGGUGUCUAUUGGGCCAGGACAUCCAUUUCAUUGCAACUUAGAGACAAUCUUCCAAAAGAUUCCUGCAGAAUUAAAAGAUAGGAUGAACAGAAGACAACUACCUGAUGACACACCAACCGACACACCAUCUGAGAAAUCUUUGAUUCGUUUACAUAGACAAACUAUAAAAGCGUUACAAACUUUGCAACGUAUAGAAACACAAUGGGGAAUCUUGGUCAAUAAGAUAAUAGAUUUAGAGGAUAUAGCAAAAAAUCAAGAGAGCCACGACAAAAGAUUCAAACCGACUUUCCCGGCGCAUCGUUCAUUUCCGCUUCGUGUCUUUUACAAUCCUGUUAUUGAGUGGUACUGGAAAUGUGUCGUAAAGAGUUACGUCCAGAAAAUUGCAGCUAUUAUUGCUGGUUGCCUUUCGGCAGCUGUUGUAUGGUCAGAAGUAACAUUUUUCAACAAAUCUCCAGUGCUGUCGUUGUUUGCUCAAUUCGUGAAAUUAGCUAAGGAGAAUUACGAUUAUUUUACAAUCGAGUUACUGUCCACCCUGAUAAUCGCGUACCUCUGUUACUGUGCUUACUCGACGGUUCUAAAAAUUCGUGUCUUGAAUUUGUAUUAUCUGGCGCCGCAUCAUCAAACAAACGAGUACAGUUUAAUAUUCAGCGGUAUGAUGUUGUGCCGACUGACACCGCCGAUGUGCUUGAAUUUCUUGGGUCUCAUCCACAUGGAUUCGCACAUUAUUAAGACCCAUAUAUUGGAAACUUAUUACACUCAAGUGAUGGGCCACAUGGACGUUAUUUCCAUUAUUUCGGAUGGUUUUAACGUGUACUUUCCAAUGGCAAUUUUAGCAUUUUGCCUAGCAACGUAUUUUAGCGUAGGAAGCAGAUUAUUGUCGAUGUUGGGUUUCCAACAGUUUCUGGAUGACGACGAGUUCACGACGGAUCUUGUCGAGGAAGGUCGAGAAUUAAUAAAGCGAGAGAGACGCAAACGACAAAGAGCCGAGGACUCGAUGUGCAGAAGACGCGAAUUCCAAGAAAGAUUCAGCGGUUCUGCGACCUCAUCUCGUUACAGAACGUCGCGGCAGAGCACUGACACAGGUAUACAAUUGAGACCUUUGAAACGAGACGAGUCAGUGGAGUCGGCAAGGGCUGGACUACUGCGUGAUUUCGAUCCGGCGGAUUAUUACAUCGGCAUGACUUCCGGUGUGGAGAGUUAUGGUGCAAAUAAUAGUUAUGAUAGAGACUAUCAGGUAGACGAUUUUUACGAAGAGCGUGCAGACAAUGCAAGAGCAUUUACCACGAACACGAACCGUGUAGGACCCCCGCCGAGGGGACUGUUCGACGACAUUUAAAAAUUAACCCAAACACAGUUUAGUAUUUGCCCAGUAAAUGAAUUACUAAACGAACACACUUAUAGUUAAUAAAUACUCACAUUUAACCCAUCUACUCUUGAUACAUAGAGUUUUUUUUUUUUAAUACAGAGGUUGUGAACAUCAUUAUGUGUUUGAAUGGUAGAAAUAGUAUCAAAAUAUGCUGUCGUAAAUACGGUAUCAAUUGAGGUAUGAUUUUAAAAGGUGCGAUUAAAUGAAUUUUCAAUUUA